AGAGAGUCACACAAGUUUCCGACCAAAAUAGCUGCCCCCAAUACCCGGCGAGACUACCACUUGUGAACUAUCCCUUGGGCUUUCCCUUCUCUAUAACUAGCUCCCACAUUCACAUUCACCCUCCCCCGAACAUCUCCUUCCUUCCUACUGUAAGAGACUAUUCGCUUUCUCUCUCUCUCUCUCUCUCUCUCUCUCUGCUUCUUGCAACAACAAUGACGGACACGACGGACGACAUCGCCCAGGAAAUCUCGUUCCAGAGCUACGAAGACGACUGCAAAAUGCUCGGCAAUCUCCUCCUCGAGGUUCUCCAGCGAGAAGUCGGCGCUCACAUGAGGGACAAAGUCGAUCGCAACAGAAUCCUCGCUCAGAGUGCUUGUAAUAUGAGAAUGGCGGGGAUAGAUGACACGGCGGAGAAGCUGGAGAAGCAGCUAAUCUCGGAGAUGUCGGACAUGAGCUUAGCCGAGGCGCUCACCCUCGCUCGUGCGUUCAGCCAUUACCUCAAUCUCAUGGGCAUUGCUGAAGUUCACCACAGGGAGAUUGUUGAUCUGUGCAGGGUUCGAAGACAGAAGAAGGUGGCAACUUUAACAAAAUCUUGUGAUGAUAUUUUUAAUCAGCUUCGGCAGGGUGGUGUAUCUCCAGACCAGCUUUACCAUACUGUUUGCAAUCAGGAGGUCGAGAUUGUUCUCACUGCACAUCCAACACAAAUUAAUCGCCGAACCUUACAAUACAAACAUCUUAGAGUUUCUCAUCUUUUAGAUUAUAGAGACCGACAGGAUCUUACUAGCGAAGACAGAGAUAUGGUGAUUGAAGAUCUGGUACGAGAAAUAACUUCUAUAUGGCAGACAGAUGAGCUUAGGCGCCAUAAACCCACACCAGUUGAUGAAGCUAGGGCAGGUUUGAACAUUGUGGAGCAGUCCCUUUGGAAAGCCGUACCUCGUUAUUUACGUUGUGUCAGCAAUGCUCUAAAGAAACACACUGGAAAACCACUUCCACUGACUUGCACACCAAUCAGGUUUGGGUCUUGGAUGGGGGGUGAUAGAGAUGGAAAUCCCAAUGUGACAGCAAAGGUCACGAAAGAUGUCUCACUUUUAUCUAGGUGGAUGACUAUUGAUCUCUAUAUUCGAGAAGUUGAUAGCCUGAAUUUUGAACUAUCCAUGAAUAAGUGCAGUGAUAGCUUGUCAAAAUUGGCUCACGAAAUUCUAGAGCUAGAAUCUGAGUGUGACGUUCACCAAAGUUGGAAUCAUCAUUGUUAUAAUAGAAAUCAGGUAAAGCAACAAGCUGCCGCACUUCCAACGCAACUUCCAGCUAGAGCUGAUCAACCCUCUUGCACCGAAUGCAAUGUUGGUCAAUCUCACUACCCCAGAAGUGAAUUUCCUCGAACUGGGCGGCCUGGGAAACUAAGUCAGCAGGAUGAGCCAGAAUCUUCAAUGCCAAAGUCUCCAUCCCAGAACUCUCUUCGUAAUGCUGGUCUCAUUGCCAAAAGGAAAAUGUUUGCUGAGUCCCAGGUUGGAAGGUCUAGUUUCCAAAAGCUUCUGGAGCCAAAGCCCACUCAGAGAUCUGGCAUUGGUCCUUAUAGAAUUGUUCUCGGUAAUAUAAAAGAUAAGCUUAUAAAGACACAAAGACGGUUGGAGCUUCUUCUGGAGGAUCUUCCUUGCGAUUCUGAUCCAUUGGAUUUUUAUCAGACAUCAGAACAACUUUUAGAACCACUGAUCAAAUGCCAUGAAUCUUUGCAUGAAUGUGGAUGUGGGGUCCUAGCUGAUGGUCGGCUUGCUGAUCUGAUCCGAAGAGUUGCUACCUUUGGGAUGGUACUAAUGAAGCUCGACUUGCGUCAGGAAUCUGGUAGACAUGCUGAAACACUUGAUGCAAUUACCGAAUAUUUGGAUAUGGGUACAUACAGUGAGUGGGAUGAAGAAAAGAAACUGGAAUUUCUAAUAAGAGAGCUCAAAGGAAAAAGACCGCUAAUCCCCCUUAGCAUGGAGGUUGCUUCUGAUGUUAGAGAAGUACUGGAUACCUUCCGCAUGGCUGCUGAGCUAGGGAGUGAUUCACUUGGAGCAUAUGUGAUUUCUAUGGCUUCUAACGCAAGUGAUGUCCUUGCUGUGGAGCUUCUGCAAAAAGAUGCACGACUUGCUGUUAGUGGAGAGAUAGGAAAGCCAUGUCCUGGUGGAACGCUGCGUGUGGUUCCUUUGUUUGAAACUGUUAAGGACUUGAGAGGAGCUGGCUCAGUGAUCAGGAAGUUAUUGUCUGUUGAUUGGUACCGGGACCACGUCAUCAAGAACCAUAAUGGGCACCAAGAGGUGAUGGUCGGAUACUCUGAUUCUGGGAAAGAUGCAGGGCGUUUUACUGCUGCAUGGGAACUUUACAAAGCUCAAGAGGAUGUCGUAGCUGCAUGUAAUGAGUACGAUAUCAAAGUCACCCUGUUUCAUGGGAGAGGGGGAAGUAUUGGUCGUGGAGGAGGCCCUACAUAUCUUGCCAUUCAAUCCCAGCCGCCUGGCUCUGUGAUGGGUACUCUACGAACUACUGAGCAAGGAGAGAUGAUUCAGGCAAAAUUUGGGCUGCCUCAGAUUGCUGUCAGACAGCUAGAGAUAUAUACAACAGCUGUGCUGCUUGCAACAUUGCGUCCUCCACAACCUCCUCGAGAACAAAAGUGGCGUAACCUCAUGGAGGAGAUAUCCAAGAUCAGUUGUCAGAAUUACAGAAAUGUAGUCUACGAAAAUCCAGAAUUCCUUACCUACUUCCAGGAGGCCACACCACAGGGUGAGCUUGGCUACCUCAACAUAGGGAGCCGCCCCACAAGAAGAAAGACCUCUACAGGAAUUGGACAUCUUCGGGCAAUUCCAUGGGUGUUUGCAUGGACUCAAACCAGAUUUGUUCUUCCAGCAUGGCUUGGAGUUGGGGCAGGUUUAAGGGGGGUUUGUGACAAGGGACACACUGAAGAGUUGCAAGCUAUGUACAAAGAAUGGCCUUUCUUCCAGUCUACCAUUGACCUCAUUGAGAUGAUAUUAGGGAAGGCAGACACUCCUAUAUCCAAACAUUACGAUGAAGUCCUCGUCUCAGAAAGCAGGCGCCAUCUUGGUGAUGAACUGAGAAUGGAGCUCCUAGCGACAGAAAAAUUGGUGUUGGUGGUUAGUGGACAUGAGAAACUAUCUGCCAAUAAUCGGAUCUUGAGGAGGCUGAUUGAGAGCAGGCUUCCCUAUCUUAAUCCCAUGAACUUGUUGCAGGUUGAGGUACUCAAGAGAUUGAGAAGUGAUGAUGAUAACAAAGAACUCAGAGAUACAUUGCUAAUCACAAUCAAUGGGAUUGCUGCAGGGAUGAGGAAUACAGGCUAAGUGCUUGUUUACCGGAACAUUCCAAUUUGCACAUUGAAUUUUCGUAGUCUUGUAUUUUUUUUAAGUAAAAAUACAAGCUGGUAUAUAUAAACAAACACAGCCCGGAUUCAUGGGCAAAUUGGAAGAGACAUCUUCCAAGAUUAUUAACUGUAAAUGUUCAGAGUACAAAAACGACUGCUCUAUUGCAACUGUAAAUGUUCAGAGUAGUCUAUGCUAAC
Argentina anserina (silverweed cinquefoil) is the source of this 3544-nucleotide messenger RNA. RefSeq names its product phosphoenolpyruvate carboxylase 4. Gene Ontology annotation, molecular function: phosphoenolpyruvate carboxylase activity. The transcript is spliced from 20 exons. Bases 213 to 3326 code for a protein of 1037 amino acids. The record is from RefSeq and is a predicted model, not a curated record. Lineage: Eukaryota; Viridiplantae; Streptophyta; Magnoliopsida; Rosales; Rosaceae. Gene Ontology annotation, biological process: carbon fixation; tricarboxylic acid cycle. Gene Ontology annotation, cellular component: cytosol.